AUGGCCUCUCCAUCGGUGGGCUUCAACAAUUUGGGCGCCUCUUGUUUUCUGAACUCUGGCGUGCAAUGUCUCUUAGGAGUACCAGAGUUGGUAUCCGUGAUCCGCGGUGGCUUCCAUGGCUCCAGUGAGACAGAGAAAGCAUUAAGAGCAGUGCUCGACAUGGUCCAACAGCAGUCAGGCUCGCUGAAUCCCAAACCGUUGCUAGACUUGUUCUACCGCGGUCGUCAAGAGGAUGCUGCCGAGUUCGUGCUCGGGCUGCUUCAGAACUGUUCCAGCACGCACCCAAUCUUCCAAGGUGAAGAGCAACCACGACUGAGGUGCAGCCACUGCGCCUAUAGCCGCGCGCUGAGAGCAGAAUCUUUUCUGUCGCUCCAGCUACCACUCAUGGGGUCGACACCAAUUCGAUCAGUGCAGGAGGCUCUCAACGCCUACAUAAACGCAGAGCACAUGCAGGAAAAUGUGGCAGAAUGGUACUGUCUGAACGAAGGAUGUCUCAAUUCCGGACGCGCUCUAGACGAUCCAGUACACCAAACUCGGAUCACCCAGUGGCCCCGUGUACUGCUGUUGUGCUUGAAGCGGUGGGACUCUGCCUACGGACUCCUCGGGCACCAGGUCUACUGCAACAACAUCAUUACGGCAGAGGGCAACACAUACAGCUUGAAGUCUCUCAUCACGCAUAUCGGAGCCCAGCCAUCGUCUGGACAUUACGUCGCCUAUCGGCGUUGCCAAGAAGGAUUCAGACGAUUUGACGAUGCUCGCGUCACUUCCGCCGACAACGUCGCUGGCUUUUUCAGCUCGGUGCCCGGGGAGAAGGUCUACGUGAUCAUCUACCGCAAGGAGGACGUUCUCCGACGUGUGGACCCAGACCCACAUCAGCACAAUGCGAACUCCGAUGCAGAUUCUGACGUUGUUCCAUGCUUUGACAGCAAGCCCGACGCCAAGCGCAAAAGCAUCGACCUGGACUCUGACUCGGAUGAGAAAGGCGAAGCCUUGCGCUAUUCGCAACAACAAGCAGAAGGCCACGAGCAAGCAAUCAUCGAUCUCGACUCCGGCUCGAACAAGGACGACGAGGACCCCGAGCAACCUCCAGACUCUAUCAGGAAGAGGAAAAUCAUUAACCUCGAUUCCGACUCCAAUGAGGAUGACAAGGCUAAGGACUCAUGCCGACAACAGGCGUCUGCAAGGCGCUUGCAAGGCUUGUUGAACUACAGCGAAGAGGAGCUCCAACAGAUAGCAGCAGUGAUACGUGGCAGCGCCAGUGCCGCAGAGGCCAUUCGCACAUUGUCCGGUAGCCUGCCCAAGUUCACGGUCAAGGAUGCUUCCGCCGACACAUACAUUUCUCCGCGCACGGUACGCAGGUGGUUUAUGAACAACAGUGUCCUCAGCAAAGCCAUUGCCAGUUGCACCAAGAAGCUCAAAGGUAGCCAGGCGAAGACGGCCCAGGCCAAGCCACGAGAUCCCUACGUCGGAAGCGCGCGAAGUGCUUUGGAUCCAGAAGCGUGCGCGCAAGUCUCGGAUGCUUUGGAGAAGGCUGACUCAGUGAACUCCCUGAUAGCAGCGCUCUCAAACACGUUGCCGGGCUUCAGCUCUGCUGACGAAACUGCUACCAAUUACAUUCCACGCGCUACCCUGCACAGAUGGCUGGCCCGCAGCAAGAUGUCGGCAUGGUUUGCAGCAAAGACGUCAGUGCCGUGGAACAAGGAGUUUGAGCAGAGCUUCAGCGUCGCAUGCCCCAAGCCAAUGAAGCGCCGCGCUGCCGACAUCUCCGCCGACGACCCGGACGGCCUAUGGCUGCUCAAGGGCUCGUGGUCCUUUUGCCCGCGCUGCGGGCGCCGCCGUGCUCGUGCUCGAAUGCAAGUUCAUGACGAGCCUUCAGUAGCUUGCCAUCCAAUCUGCUCCGCCGACGCCAUGGACUUGCUGGCGCCACCAAAAUCUACCGUCACAAUCGCCAAGGUCGGCUUUGAAGGAUAUGUCACACCCAUCAUGGAAUAUUGGCGUCCCUGGGUAGACUACAUCGGCAGCGGGCAACUGCCCCUGACAAGGCUGUUGUCAGAAGAAGAAUUGCAUGGCCUCGCGGUCGUGGACAUCAAGGUGAACUUCCGCAGCCGGCGCGGAGGGCACGCUGACAUCCUAAGCAAACAAAAGCUCAGCGUGGCACGCUGCCGAUGGCGAGCGACUUCCCUGCUGGAAGUCCGCCGAAGCGAUAUGGCUGCGCGAGCAUUUAGCUGGCUACUGGACAACAACAGCACCUACGCAGCCUUCGUGGACCGCCACACUAAGAUGACCCAGGACAGCUGCCAUGCGAACGAAGCCUGGCGUGAGGUGCCUACUGCGGAGUUGCUCUUGAACACUCCCGGCAUCGAGGUGGCGGCGCGACCGUGGCUUUAUCCUUUGGCUAGCUUUGCUGACACCGAUCUGACGCAGCGACUGCAGACAUUGGGUUGGAUUGAUGGCAGACAGAAACCCAGCAUCCGGACAGGCUUCCUCAGAAAGAUCAUGAGCCGAUGUCUGGAUUAUGCUCGCGACUUUCCGUUGCAUUGCCUGCAGUUUGAUGUGUGCAUGGCCCGUACCAUCACCUCUGUGAUCCACAUCGCCAACCAAAGACACGUCGCGCCAGAACAGAUUGCAGCAGACAUGGACAUGUUUGAAGGGUACUGGCAUCAGCAACUACGCAAAAUGGAGGAUAUAUGCAGACAAGAACAUGAACGCACUGGGGACAUGGCCCAGGCCUUGCCGAAUAUUUUCUUCACAGUUGCACCAGCAGAGUGGAAAUACAUCCUGCACGACGGUGUCUUUUGCGAGGACGCCUUGACCAAUCAACAGGAUAUGAUCACGUUGCACAUCUACCACACACUUCAGGCUUUGCUCGAGACCCAUCUAUUGAAAGCCGGAGAAAGCUUGCACCGAGUGGGGAUCGCUAACAUCCGACAGUGGAGUUUCCGCUUCGAAUUCCAGUCGCGAGGCACUCUUCAUUUGCAUGCUGUCCUGUGGGCAGACCUGUUGCCGACCUGGUCGGCUGAGCGGAUUUGCGGCCGCACUGGUUCCAAGAACUCGGCCUUUGCCUCUCUGUUGGAAGGGCUGUUCAAAUCGCGGGUAGAUGUCCAAUGCGGCGAUGGCAGUCACGCGCUCCUGAAAUAUGUUGCCGGCUAUCUCACCAAGGCAUCUGACGCGCUCCAGUUCCAGACCAAACAAGCUCAGAGCGAUCAGUCUCAUUGGAGACAGGCAUAUAGGUUGCUGGCAAAAAAGUCGCCCAUGGAACAAGAGAUGCUGAUGGAGUUUUCUGGUUUGGCCAUGGUCAAACACUCCUUCUCGGGUGUGGCCAUGCAUGCACCGAUCCCUGGUAGCGAAGCCCAAAAUGUUUCGCGGCAGCAUUACGCGGCCUAUCAGCACUACCUGAAGCAACCAGGCGACACCUUCGGCGAAGCCACAGGCUUCAGCUUCAUACAAUGGCUUCGACGCUAUCGUCUGGUCAGCGGCAAGGACAACAAAAACAAUGCUCUCGCAAUGAGGAACCAAGCCGGUCCUGCCAGAGGAAAAGAUUGCGGGGUGGCCAUUACCUUUCCGUUUGAGCUUCUAGACAUCUUCGUGGGUGCCUGGGCAGCUUCCUGUAUGGUAGGCAUGCUCGAAGAGCGUCUCCUGCCUGACCCACUGACCGUCAACAGCAUUCCAGGUUUUGAGACGGAACUCUUGCGCCGUCGCUCCUUCGAAGCACCCGAAGGCUGCCGCCACCUCAAGGCAGUGCUGAGCCUCGACGACUUCCAGCUCCCAGGCGCUGCGCCAGAACAGUUCAACCCCGACGUCGGCAAGUUCUUGGUCGAGAUCGAUCGCGAGCUGAUGUUCCGAGGUCUAGGGCAGGAUCGCAUCGCCACCUUCAAAGCCAGGGUGAAUGCCUGCACGCUCCUGCUAAUCAAAAUCCGGGACGGCCAGGAAGAUCCCGCCCUCUGGAGCGCGCGCCGCAUCCCAGGCACACCGGCACGGACUUGGUCACCGGAGCAGCAGGCGGUCUUGGACGCGAUCCGUAUCGGAACCCGCAUCAGCGAUGCGGCAGCCGCUGCCAGCAGCAAUCGCUUGCUUCAAGUUUCCGGCGGGCCUGGCACGGGAAAGACCGAGGUGGUCAUCGCUGCGGCCCGACAAGCACUUCAAGACGGCUGUCGAGUGCUCAUCGCAGGUCCAAUCGGUCUCCUGGUCUCCAUGUAUAGGCUGCGCCUUCCGGCGACAGACAACCUCACCAUGGAGACCAUUCACUCAGCCUUUCAGCUCGUACGGGAUGCUGAUACAGCCUACAUACCCCCGGGGAGGCUGCGGCGAUACGACCUCAUAAUCUUCGACGAGGUCAGCCAAGUUGAUAGCGAGUCCUGGGCAAAACUCAAGACAGCCCUAGGAGAGCUAGGCUCGAUCCCCUUCGUGGUCUUCGUCGGCGAUUUCCAGCAACUACAGCCCAUCACUGGGCCGCCGCAACUGCAGCUGGAUCUCCAGCGCCAAGUUCAAGAAGGACGGCUACCUCUUGUGGAACUGAAACAUCAUGAAGCGGCGCGGUCCGUGGAUCCCGAGAUGCUGAACUUCCUUCACAUGGCUCGUGUUCAGCAACCCACACGAGCUGUCUUGGAAGACUUCUUCAGAGGACGAGUGUGGACUUCGGAUGCCAAUAAAGCUGUGCACCAGGCCCGAUGCAUCCAAGAAGCAACAGGAAAGUCUUUUACUUUCCUCACCGUCACGAACCGCGGAGCGGCCACCCUGAACGAAGCAUGGCUGGCCAUGGAGUUUCCCGAGGAGGCCAACAUCCUCGCCAAAGGUGGCGGAAUUCCCGCCGAGACCGGGCAAGUUGUAUUGGCACCGGGCAUGCGUGUGCGCCUGACCUACAAUGUUGACAAGGACCGAGGCUUCGUCAACGGCAACACAGGGGUUGUGCGGGUUAUCCUUCGGAAAGACAUUUUCGUGCUGCAAAGCAGCCAAGAUGUGGCCGUUCUCGUGCACCCAAUCACCCUCAAAGGACGGAAAUUCCUGCCAGUAUCCUACGGCUGGGCCACGACAAUGAGGCGUGCUCAAGGCGCCACACUCGACCAGGUGGGACUAUGGUUCGAUAGACGCCUAGCCGAUAGAGGCUAUGCUUACGUCGGUGUGUCAAGGGCCAAGCGUCGCAAUGACGUGUACUUGAUGGGCAGCAUCAGGCGAACGGACUGGCUACCUGUGGGAGGCGGCUGCGCAGAUGAACAGCGCACUCUCUCCGCCCUCAGUGAGACGUCCGAAGACGAAGACGACCGUUCAGACCACACCGAUUCUCCAGACGAUGAUGACCCUUCAGACCACACCGAAUCUUCAGACGAAGAUGACCGUUCAGACCACACCGAAUCGCCUGAGUCGAAUUCGCAGGAUGUAGAUUUCAGCUCAAUCAGCCUCGAGUAA
Messenger RNA from Symbiodinium pilosum, 5403 nucleotides. Lineage: Eukaryota; Dinophyceae; Suessiales; Symbiodiniaceae. The record is from the annotation of a GenBank genome assembly.